Molecule: messenger RNA, 5693 nt
Organism: Melopsittacus undulatus (budgerigar)
Lineage: Eukaryota; Metazoa; Chordata; Aves; Psittaciformes; Psittaculidae
Gene: EEF2K
Product: eukaryotic elongation factor 2 kinase
Exons: 19
Coding region: 182-2410 (742 amino acids)
Biological process (GO): myosin II filament disassembly; response to differentiation-inducing factor 1; protein phosphorylation
Molecular function (GO): calcium ion binding; calmodulin binding; elongation factor-2 kinase activity
Source: RefSeq, a predicted model, not a curated record
CUUCCAGGGGCUGGCAGCUCGCCUGCUUGCCGUGAAGCGGAGGCAGCUGUAGCGGGAGCGCCCAGCGCCGCCGGGGCGGUGGGUCCGGGCUGUGAUCACCCGCUUCUUCCCUUCAUUUGCAUGUGCAUUGGAAUGGUGGUUGUUUUAAUCACUGCAGGAGUUAAACCGACCUCUCACAAACAUGGCAGAUGAGGACCUUAUUUUUCGUAUGGAAGGGAUUGAUAAUGCCAGAUCAACUACAGCCAGCUCUGGGAAUUAUCUCGAUGAUGAUAGUGAUGAUGAAGACAAUUAUUUUAUCUGCCCAAUAACUGAUGAUCCAGUUUCUAACAAGUCUGCCAGUAUCAAAGUUGACAAUUAUUAUAGCAACUUAGCAAAAACUGAACAGUACAGUUCAAGCUCUUCUCCUAGAAACUCGUUUAACUUUAAGAAUGACACACAGCAUCGUUCUAAGCAUGGCUCUGUGGUUGACCAUAGUCGGGAAGCCUGGAAACAUGCUAUUGAGAAAGCUAAGCACAUGCCUGAUCCAUGGGCAGAAUUUCAUCUUGAGGACAUUAAGACAGAACAUGCAACUCGUUACAGGUACAAUGCAGUUACUGGGGACUGGGUUGAAGAUGAAGUCCUCAUCAAGAUGGCUUCGCAACCUUUUGGUCGUGGAGCAAUGCGGGAGUGUUUCAGAACGAAAAAGCUGUCGAACUUCUUACACAUGCAGAACUGGAAAGGUGCCUAUAACUAUGUUGCCAAGCAAUACAUAGAGAGUGUGGGCAGGGAUGUGUAUUUUGAGGAUGUCCGACUUCAGAUGGAAGCAAAACUCUGGGGAGAAGAGUACAACCGGCACAAGCCACCAAAACAGGUGGAUAUAGUACAGAUGUGUAUUAUCGAAAUGAAGAACAGACCUGGAAAGCCUCUUUUUCACCUGGAACAUUACAUUGAGGGCAAAUACAUAAAAUACAACUCGAAUUCUGGAUUUGUGCGGGACGACAACAUUCGUCUUACCCCACAAGCCUUUAGUCACUUCACGUUUGAGCGCUCAGGACACCAGCUCAUUAUUGUUGACAUCCAGGGUGUUGGAGAUCUUUACACGGACCCUCAGAUCCAUACAGAGAGUGGUACAGAUUUUGGGGACGGCAACCUAGGUGUUCGAGGUAUGGCCUUGUUCUUCCAUUCUCAUUCCUGCAACAAGAUUUGCAAAAGUAUGGGGCUUGCACCAUUUGAUCUUUCAUCCAAAGAGAAAGAUGCCUUGGACUGUAAUAGAAAAUUGCUUGAAUCCGCUCAAACCAUUCUCCGUGGCACAGAGGAAAAAUGUGGCAGCAGCCGGGUGAGGACACUCUCUGGUAGCCGACCCCCUCUGCUCUUUCGCCUGUCUGAGAACUCUGGAGAUGAAAGCAUGAGCGAUGUAGCAUUUGACUCUCUGCCCUGCUCUCCUUCCUCAGCAACCCCUCACAGCCAAAAGACGGACAUGCUUUGUUGGCCUGUGUUCAAUGAAGUAGAUAACCUUGUUCACAAAGACUAUGAUCAGCUUGAUAACCAAAGGGAUUGUGAGAACGGUGGAGACAGUGGAUAUCCCAGUGAAAAGAGAAGUGAGCUAGAAGACCUGGAUCAUAGAGAGAGGGGCCAUUCAAACAACAACCGAAGACAUGAAUCUGAUGAAGACAGUUUGGGAAGCUCUGCAAGGAUCAGUGUGGAGAAACUGAAUCUGUACAACUCUAGAAGAGUCCACAUCCACAGACCAUCCUGUGUUGCCCAAGAAAUUCAGAGGCUCAACGCACUAGAACUUGAAAAGAAAAUUGGGAAGUCAAUCCUUGGGAAGGUUCAUUUGGCCAUGGUUCGUUAUCAUGAAGCUGGGCGUUUCUGUGAGAAAGACAAGGAAUGGGAUCGGGAGUCAGCCCUGUUUCACCUGGAGCAUGCUGCAGACUGUGGGGAGCUGGAAGCCAUUGUUGGGUUAGGACUCAUGUGCGCUCAGCUGCCACAUCACAUUCUUUCUGAGGUCACUCUUGAGGACACAAAGGAAAACAGGAAUAAAGGAUUUGAUUACUUGCUCAGAGCAGCAGAAGCUGGAGACCGACCUUCCAUGAUUCUGGUAGCCAGAGCAUAUGAUACAGGUGUAAAUCUUGGGUCAGACAGAGUACAGGAUUGGAAGGAGGCACUGUACUGGUACAAUGCUGCACUGAACAUGACUGACAAUGAUGAGGGAGGUGAAUAUGAUGGCACUCAGGAUGAGCCCCGGUAUCUGCUCCUGGCCAGGGAAGCAGAGAUGUUAAUGACAGGAGGGUUUCACCUGAAUAAGGAUCCACAGAGAUCAGGUGAGCUGUACACCGAAGCAGCAGAAGCAGCAAUGGAAGCCAUGAAAGGCAGACUGGCAAAUCAGUACUACCAAAAAGCAGAAGAGGCUUGGGCGAUGAUGGAAGAAUAACAACGCAAUUAAGCAGUUCUUGUAUAUAAUUAUUUUUUAGACUUGCUGCAUUUGCAACUAAAAAGAUGUAUUUUUAUGUGGUGUUACCAGUUUCUUUUUUGUUAUUUUAGUUUUCUAAUUUUUGAGGGGGAAAAUCCAAUUGUAAGGGGUAUGUACAGUGCCAUAGCAUAGCUGGUGUUUGAAAGCUGUCAUACAGGCACACUUGACCUUUUGUAUUCUUUUUUAGCUGUUAGAACUGAGGGGCCUGAUUGUUUUGUUUAGGUUUCACAUGUCAUUUUUACACAGCAAAUGCUCAGUAUGUUUACAUUUGUCUUCUGCUCCUCACACACAGAAAAAAAAUUUUCCUAAAUUCUCAGCAUUUCUUCUUCAUUUUUGGUGUCUCUCACCAGAUUUGCGUGUGAGUGUCAAUUUUCAAUUUAAACAUGCAGCUGUUCAUUUUAAUAAGUUGUCAUACUCUUUUCCACUGGUGUUGUGGGCACUUCUGUAACUCUUUCCAAAUGAAUUCCAGGUAGAAUCCUUACAGUGACGGGAGGAGCAGGGAAGGUGCUUCUGAUUGGCAGUGAGGAUAUUCAGGGUAGAAUAUGUUUUAUUCACUACCAACAUUGCAUAUUUUACCAUCAGAAAAUGGCUGAUGUUCCUGAUGAGGUGACUCUCAUCGUUUACUUUUCUCAUUUUCACGUUUUGCACCAAAUUAUAGCCUAGUUACAUAAAAUUCUACUGAUCUUAUGUGAUAUUUGUCCAAUGAUGUACAGUAGCAAGGUCUGUAAUAUAUGGAUAACUUGAAGUUAUUUUUACAGUGACAUCUCAAUUCUCAGUGAAGCUAGAUCAUCUCAAUUAAAAUGAGAAUACACCUUCCACCAUUUCCAGAGGGAGUUUUGAAAAGGUUAGAGGCUGUUGAUUUACUUGUUUUUAUGUAUAGAAAAUAAUUUAUCUGUUUCAAAUAGCUUUUAAAAUAGUGUUUUAUCUGUGAAUGGUUUCAAAUGCCAGUUAAAGAAAAUUGCUGUUUAAAAAGAGGAAACAAUAUUAUCCCCAUACACUUGAUUUUCUGUAUCCUGUUUGCAUAACCCUAAUCAGUAAUGGGAGGACAAAUAAAUGUUGGUAAUUGAAUUAGCAUUGUAUAGAGAUAAAUUUCUUCCAAAUCCAGUGUUUUAUUCUAAAGCUGUUGUCUCAUCUGUACAGUUAGUACAGAAGAUGUUCCUAUUUCUUGGUCAUGGUUUACAUUCAUUUUGCAGGAGAUUGAGAUGGAAGCUUUUUGGCCUUACAGCCUUCUGAGGGUGUAAAUUGAUAUGAAUAAGGAGCAGCCCCUCUGAAGUGCUGAAUGAUGAGUAAUGCUCACCAGCCUCACUUAGCCAAGCUUUUAAAAGCAUGCUUAAACUAAGCAGGGUGCUAGAUGAUGCAGUUGAUUUAAUUGGGAUUUCUUGCAUGUAUAGCCAAGUAAUACUAAUUUCUUGUAAAACAUAGAAACCAUUGGAGGAACAGAAAUCAGUUUGUCCUUUCCUGUGCGAGUUCCUGUCACUGGGCUCCAAAGUUGCUCUACCCAUUUACUUUAUCAAACAGAUCAUAGAAUCAUAGAACGGUCUCAGUUGGAAGGGACAUUAGAAAUCAUCUAGUUCCAAACCCCUGCCACCAGCCAGGACACACCUUCCUUUGGACACCUUUGGACUUGAUGAUCUUAAAGGUCUUUUCCAAUCAAAUCAAUUCUAUGAUUCCACCAGACCAGGUUAUUCCAAGCCCCAUCCAACCUGACCUUGAACUGCCAGGGAUGGGGCAGGCACAGCUUUUCUGGGAACUUGCGCCAGUGCCUCACCACCUUCAUAGUAAAGAACUUCUUCCUAAUGUCUAACCUAAAUCUAACAUCUUCCAGUUUAAAUCUUCCAUUCCCCCAAGUCCUAUCACUAUGUGCCCUUGUAAAAAGUUCCUUUCUGUAUUUCUCUUAUCUUGAAUUGUUGUUUAAACAAUAUUCAAGCAUGAUGUUAGUGUCUGAAAGAGGUGGUAUCCUGGUGGUUAAGGAAGUGAGACAGGAAGAAUCCUUUCUAGGAGAGAAGGAAAAGUUAUCCUUGGAUGUUGUACUUGCGGGUGGAUGCUGUAACCCCAGGCAGUUAUAGCUGUGAGUAGCCUUGCAACACAUGGCCACAUUUUCUUGCUUACGUUCUUUUUAUUUUGGUUUUGUUUUAUUGUAAAGGUGAAGCUCUUCACCCAUUAAUGGAGGAAUGUUUAAUUUCUAGAUCUCAAUUGGACUUAAGUAGUUAGCAAGCUAGGUACCGAAAUAACCAGAUUUUUGACCUAAUAAGCUGAAAUAGAACCAGAGUUUGUAGGAUCACAAGUCAGAUGGAUGUUCUAAGUGCCUAGCCAAAGUUCUGCUUUAGGUGCCUAAAGCCUCAUUUGGAUGUGGCCUUUUUGCUCUUCAGUUCAUAAUAUGAAAAUACCAGCUCUUAAUGAAGGGUGAAGGUGCCAUUUCCCUCUGAAGACAGCUUAAUAGUCAGCGUUUUGUGCAGAACUGAUACAGUGUAGACAUUAUAACAAAUUCAGACAGAAGGAUUUGUUUUCCUCAUAAGGUGUUGCUGCCAAGUCUUUGAGAUCUUGUUUGAGAAGGAAGCAUGUGUAAGAGGAACAACCACCAUGUAGGGAACAGAGGAGAUUGAGUGUGCUCAUCCAAAACGUGUCCAUAAAGGGCAUAGACUGUGAUUAUUGACACUUUUUGAUGUAGUUUAAUUUGCUAAAUUCAGUAGUUGCUGACAGUUCUCUGUAGAUCUGUUAUGUAAAUGUAGACACAGCUCAGUGGAAAGAUUAUGAUGAUUAAUUCUUCGUGGCAAAUACUACUUUCUUUGUGAUGUACACUACCUUCUGCCCGAAGGUGGUAUCACAUUUUUCAGCUGUACAGUAAAUACAAUUGACAGAUAAUUUGCAAAUGGAAAAUGUUUACAGAAAUAUGCACAACUUCUUCUGUGACAUUCUUUGGAAGAGAAAACCUAUAUAUUUGACAAACUCUUGGAAUGAUAUUGCUAUAAUGCUGUAUUUUUAAUCUAUUCACAAUGAAUAAAUAAAAAUUUUGUAUUUUUAAAAAAUGUGAAAAUAAAGCUGAGGCUCAGCCUGCCAGAACUUACUCAGGUUCAGUGUUUCCAAAUGGCAGUGGAAAUAUUGCCUGGGUAAGGAAAGGGAGGUGGAAGCCUUUGUUUGUAUGUCAGACAUGCAAAUACCAAUUGCCUGCAUCACUUAGUCCUCUCAUUGACUUUGUCUGGUUUCAUUCUGGCUGGUCAAUAAAGCUGUUCUUUUUGUCACUUUU